AUGUGGUUGCUCCACAUAGACGACGACCAAGAGAAUCGAGUGCCAGCGACCGUUCAAGUUUCCAGCAACAGGAGGAAGAAAUCACCUCGAAGCCCACAGAAUUCUUUUGAAGAUUUGGUGACCAUGGGGAACACCCGUAACAGUAGUAAGAAGAGAGCUGCACGAGACAAGCAGGCCCAGAAGAUGGCGAAGAAGGCCCGUUCGAAAGAAAAUCCCACCCAAGAGGCCCAAGGAGAUUCUAAGCCUGCGGCCAAAGAUACAACGUUCACUUUUGCCCAGGUGGCCCAGUUGGUCAAGAGUGGUGGGCAACUUGCCCAGAAAAAGGAGACCCAAGCCAACAUUGAAGAUUUUGUUAAGCAAGAAUAUUGGCGCAGGGUCAAGUUUAUCACCAACGACGCAGGUGCCAUUAAAGGCUGCCAUGCCUACUUGAACCAUCAUCAGAAGUUGAUGGGCGAUGACGAUGCCGCGGAGCGCCAUGCUUUUUGUGUCCUCUACAAGGACCAUUUUGUUGACUGCCUCAAUAAGCAGCGGGGAUAUGCCCAGAAUCGUGUGCGAGACGCCUGCUCGCAAUGGAUGCAAGCCCAUAAUGGUCAGAUGCCCCCCAAGGACGGACUGUCAGCGUUGCUCAGCAGGACUUGGAACCCCCCUGCACCCCUUGCAGACAAUGCCACUGACGACCAGAAAAAGAAGUGGGAGGCAGAGUGGGAUUUGGCAAUCUGGUAUUGGGACAGCUUAUUGGCAAAGGCCACAGGAAAUUCUCAGCAUUGGAACGAGGGCAUCCGCUACUACAAGACUAUUUCGACCGCUUGCAAGCCCCUAGACCCCAACUACCUCUUUAUGCAUACCACGACGGAGGCCAUUGCCCUUACAUUUGUCCGUAAUAACUACCGCAAGUGGGCCGCUAUGGAGGCCUUGAAACGCGCUAAUGCGGGCAAAAAGAUCAAAAUUAUGAAUGGAGCCGCUCCAACCGAUGUUGGCAAUGACCCAGUAGUGCAGGGCACUUUUGUCACAGUGUAUGAGGACAAUGGCAACAAGCUCGCCCGCGAGACGCCCCAAUCAUCGGCCAUGGAGGAAGCAAUUUUGGCCCAACUUCACAAUGUUCAUGGGCUAUUUGCCGAGUCUCAAGAGGAAGAGCGCAGGAUGAAGAGGCGCAAGAGCUCCAUCAUUGACAGCGCAUUCAUGGAGGAGAUUUCUGGCAUGGAGUCCUCUGAUGACGAGACUGAAGCUGCUGACGAGGACCAGCAAGGUGGUGGAUCUGACGAUGAUGAGUCGUCAUGUGCGCUUGCCGUUUAG
Messenger RNA from Seminavis robusta, 1293 nucleotides. Lineage: Eukaryota; Bacillariophyta; Bacillariophyceae; Naviculales; Naviculaceae. The record is from the annotation of a GenBank genome assembly.